CAACUUCGAUCUUCAUCGGUCAUCCUCCCCGAUAUUCCCAGAUUACUCUUACCACCCGCCAAGAAAAAUGCGAGUACAUUUGCGCGUCGAACAACGAGCACGUCAUGACACGAUGACACCGCGAGGAAAGCCGAGAAGGAAAAGAGAAGGAGAAAAAGAAAUCAUGCCUUCUUCUUAUUCGGCAGCGUAAUGCCGCGUGCGCGGCGUUUUCGCAACCGCUUUCGUAAUCCCCGUUGCCUUGAGGGAGCCGCGGACGAUGACGCGAUUCGUGAAAGUGGGUGUGCCCGUCGCGACGACGGCGUCGGCUCAGUCUGCUCCAAUCUACUCACACAGAUCGGAUCGGCCGUGUCUGUCAGCGCGUUCCUUGUCCUGUCGAUUCAGUCCGAACUUUUCCACCGACGGAAGAAACACCGGUAGCCCUGCGGAAUUUCCUGCCGACCGUCACCGGAGAGAAAAAAGGUCAAGAUGUCGCAGCAGCAAUAUUAUCCGUUCAAGUGUACUCCGACUGUGUAUCCCGCCGAGCCGUUCGAUGCGAACGCGGAUGCCACAAUCCUGCGUAAGGCGAUGAAAGGAUUCGGCACGGACGAAAAGGCGAUCAUCGAUGUGCUUACAAAGAGAGGCAUUGUACAAAGAUUAGAGAUCGCGGAGGCGUUCAAGACUAUGUACGGAAAAGAUCUGAUCAGCGAUUUGAAGAGCGAAUUAACUGGAAAACUGGAGGAUGUCAUUGUUGCCCUUAUGACUCCGUUACCACAUUAUUAUGCCAAGGAGCUGCACGACGCAGUGAGUGGUAUGGGUACCGACGAGGAGGCAAUUGUCGAGAUUCUGUGCACUCUCAGCAAUUACGGUAUCCGUACGAUUGCCACAUUUUAUGAAAAUUUGUAUGGCAAAACACUUGAGAGUGAUCUAAAGGGUGAUACCUCGGGUCAUUUCAAGAGAUUGCUGGUAUCCCUCGUGCAAGGAAAUAGAGAUGAAAAUCAGGGUAUCGAUCAUGCCCAAGCGGUUGCCGAUGCCCAAGCGUUAUAUGAAGCAGGUGAAAAACAAUGGGGAACAGACGAAUCUCAAUUUAAUGCGAUCUUGGUGUCCCGCAGCUAUCAGCAGCUUCGACAAACAUUUAUCGAGUAUGAGAAAAUAUCGGGGCACGAUAUAGAGGUUGCCAUAAAAAAAGAAUUUUCUGGCAACCUCGAGAAAGGCUUGCUUGGAAUAGUGAAAUGCGUGAAGUCCAAAGUUGGAUUCUUCGCUGAGCGUUUGUAUGCCAGUAUGCACGGCAUAGGUACAAAAGAUCGAACGCUAAUCCGUAUCAUUGUAUCUCGAAGUGAAAUCGAUUUGGGAGAUAUUAAAAAGGCAUUCGAGGAGCGCUAUGGAAAAUCAUUGGAGAGCUGGAUAGCUGGAGAUACUUCGGGAGAUUAUAAAAAGGCACUUCUUUCUCUGAUUUCAACAUAAUUUUGAAGAUUUUAAAAACAUGUGCACACUUGCCCUAUUAAGAUACAUAUAAUUUACAAAACCUAACUUUAUACAUGUGUAUAUGGAUUCCAGUUUAAUAUUGCUUAGUGUACUAAUGAGAUAUUAGAAAAGAUACCUUGCUGCAUUUUUAAAUAUUUUUUUGUAAUAUUUUUUUUGAAGACUUUAUUAUAUUAACGUAAGCCAAUAAAAUUUUUCAAUGUUCCACGUUUCAAUCUUGUUCAUAUAUACAAAUUAUAUAUUUAAUUAAAUUAUAUUUUAUAUAUUCUUUUAUCAAAUAUACAUAAAAAAUCUCAUAAUUUAAAAGGAGAAAUUAUAAAAAGAUUGAUGAAAAUAAAAUUAAAUAUAUUCUAUAUAAUUU
This is a messenger RNA of Pogonomyrmex barbatus (red harvester ant), 1819 nucleotides long. RefSeq names its product annexin B9. Gene Ontology annotation, cellular component: plasma membrane; vesicle membrane; cytoplasm. Gene Ontology annotation, biological process: endosome transport via multivesicular body sorting pathway. NCBI's taxonomy places the organism in Eukaryota, Metazoa, Arthropoda, Insecta, Hymenoptera, Formicidae. The record is from RefSeq and is a predicted model, not a curated record. Gene Ontology annotation, molecular function: phosphatidylserine binding; calcium-dependent phospholipid binding; calcium ion binding.